Aspergillus glaucus CBS 516.65 is the source of this 843-nucleotide messenger RNA. RefSeq lists its product as uncharacterized. The transcript has 2 exons. Bases 339 to 752 code for a protein of 137 amino acids. NCBI's taxonomy places the organism in Eukaryota, Fungi, Ascomycota, Eurotiomycetes, Eurotiales, Aspergillaceae. The record is from RefSeq and is a predicted model, not a curated record.
UGACGGGCCUAUGAUGUAGAGGCCCCCUAAUCGAUUCUCCCAGCAAGUGAUCACGAUAUUGCAUUCCAGAUACGAUUGUUGAUAUCAAGAUGUUCUUGUAGUGGGGUUAUUCUCUUGUGUCCUUCCUAGCUGUGGCUAUGGUGGAGUUGGAAACCAACUGAACCAGGCCUUGGAUACUUGGAGACUCGCAUUUCGUCAUUAUGGCAUUGACGCCGCCAUGCACCCAUGAGCAUAUAAGAACGCCUCUACCACUCUUCCAACGCCUUCAUACAUUAGCAUCUUUCAUCACUAUUCCUUGACCUGAUUCCGAAAGAACACUACACAACUACAACUUCAAAAUGACGAGCCACACCAACGUCCAAGACCUCCGGAAGCAGGAGACCCGUACUGCUCAGCAGCACAACGGCACAAUCCCCAAGGAAUCGGAAGUCUCCGCCUUGAAGUCCAUUGUCAACGAAAACACCAACAAGUCCAAGGAGAUCGAAGACCACCGGAGCAACCUGCCUUUGCCCGAACAGCCACCAACCGCUAGCGACUGGCAAUCCGCCGACCAGAGAACCGUCAAUAUCGGCUCCGGAGAAGGUCCUCUCUCUGAUGAAUACAACAAUGCUCAGCGGGACCCGGCGACCGCAUCGAGCAGCGUUAGAAUAGACGGAGACGAAUGGCACCACAGCACAGCGCCGUUGGGCAAUGUUGGACGCCAGGCGACGGAGAAUCUGGAUGGCCUUCCGAGGGAUGCUCUUGCUAGGUAAGGGGUAACUUGUAAAUCUAAGAUAUUGUAUUUCUAGCAUACUUUGUUGAGCGAUUGGGAUAAUGCAAGUUUAUGAUUUAUGAUUUUUGGCA